AUGGCACUGGGGGUGCUCGGCGGGACCGACAUGGAGCGGGAGAAGCUGCCGCGGAGGCCCGGGGAGGGCGAAGGGGAGGUGGCGGGGCCCUGGCCGGGCUGCGGGCGGCUGCGGCCCUCCGCGUACCGGGCGCUGCGCAGCGCGGUCUCCACCCUGGCUCGCAUCGAUGACUUCUACUGCGAGAAGAUCGGGACCGGCUUCUUCUCCGAGGUCUUUAAGGUGCGGCACCGCCAGUCAGGGCAGAUCAUGGUGCUGAAGAUGAAUAAGCUGGCCAGCAACCGGGGCAACAUGCUGCGGGAAGUGCAGCUGAUGAACCGCCUCUCACACCCCAACAUCCUCAGGUUCAUGGGUGUGUGUGUUCACCAGGGACAGUUGCACGCACUGACAGAGUACAUCAAUGGUGGCAACCUGGAGCAGCUGCUGGACAGCCCUGUUCCCCUCUCCUGGUCCAUCCGUGUCAAGUUGGCCCUCAACAUAGCCCAUGGCCUAUACUACCUGCACUCCAAGGGCAUCUUCCACCGUGACCUCACCUCCAAGAACUGCUUGGUGCGCCGUGAGACCAAUGGCUACACAGCUGUAGUGGGUGAUUUUGGCUUGGCAGAGAAGAUCCCUACUUACAGCAAGGACAGCAAGAAUGAGCCACUGGCUGUGGUGGGUUCCCCAUAUUGGAUGGCGCCUGAGGUGCUGCGAGGGGAGUUCUACAACGAGAAGGCUGAUGUGUUCGCAUAUGGCAUCAUCCUGUGUGAGACCAUUGCUCGCAUCCCUGCUGACCCUGACUACCUGCCCCGCACUGAGGAUUUUGGUCUGGAUGUCGCCACAUUCCGCACCAUGGUGGAAAUUGAUUGCCCAGUGACCUUCCUCCAGCUUGCUUUCCAUUGCUGCAGUAUGGAGCCCACCUCCCGCCCCUCAUUCCUAGAAAUCACAAAGUGCCUGGAGGACAUCCUGAAGCACCAGAUGGACACUGAAGGAUCCAGGAAUGGGAUGACAGCCACAUUCAGUGGGGUUUCCAGGAUGGCAGCUGGCCACAUCAAGCACUCACCUUUGCACGAGCUGGGGACACAGCACCUGCAGCUGGACCAGAGCAUCUCCUCCAACCACUCUGAUACAUCCCCCUUCAAACUGCCCACCCUGCUGCUGGAGCCUUACAGUGGGGCCAGGAUCAAGGAGGCAUCAACCCGUGUCAACCCCUUCUCCCAGCGUGAGGACCUGAAGGGGGGGAAAAUCAAGCUCUUCGACACGCCAAGCAAGUCAGUCAUCUCACUCACCCUCGACCUGCCACCCCCUGCCCCAUACCAGCUCAGCAGCCCCGUGACACCCGAGCCUGCCAUGGAGGUGCAAUGUGACUUCUCGGCCCCUGCUGCCACCCCCCACAAGUGCCGCUCACUGCCUGCCUCCCCAGAGGUGCCCCACCAGGAGAGCCUGGCACUGGUCCUGGAGUCCCCUCAUCUGACCAGUGACUCCCAGGCCCCCGGCCUCUUUCCUCCCCCAGCUUGGGGACAAGCCUCCACCUUGAGCCCCAUGGCAGAGGAGAGGGUAAACUGUGGCGCUGACAGUCCCGAGCUGCCACAGCCCCCCUCCCCGCACCCUAACAGCACCUUCAUCCGCACAGCAUCCUCGGGCACCCAGCGCUGGCAGCCAGAACCACAGUUCCCCAGUGGGCUUCUUUUCAACAACAGUGUGGUAGCCAGCACCCCCCUGUACUGGGGCAGCAGGCUGGAGCACAGCUUCUCUGAGCUCAGUGGUAUGUGCACAGCAACAGCGGAGCAGACAGAGUGUGCAGCCAUGCUGCCUGGGCACAGCUCCAGCAGUGCAUUGGAGCAGGACAAGGUCCUGCCCUGUCCUUCCUGCUGCCUAAGUCCCUUCAGUUUUGCUUCUGUCUGCCACCAGUCAACACCCAGCCCACCCCACUACCAGAACCUCAACUGUGAGGCCAAGAGCCUUCUUUGCCACGACCAGGGCCACCACGAGAAAGCCCCAGGGCUGGUCCUGGCAGAGCCUGGUCUGAAGCUACCAGAGCCACAAUCCUAG
Molecule: messenger RNA, 2028 nt
Organism: Indicator indicator
Lineage: Eukaryota; Metazoa; Chordata; Aves; Piciformes; Indicatoridae
Gene: TESK1
Product: testis associated actin remodelling kinase 1
Exons: 10
Coding region: 1-2028 (675 amino acids)
Biological process (GO): positive regulation of stress fiber assembly; actin cytoskeleton organization; protein phosphorylation
Cellular component (GO): nucleus; cytoplasm
Molecular function (GO): protein serine/threonine kinase activity; ATP binding
Source: RefSeq, a predicted model, not a curated record